This is a messenger RNA of Cheilinus undulatus (humphead wrasse), 3210 nucleotides long. RefSeq names its product phosphatidylinositol 4-kinase, catalytic, beta (gene pi4kb). Gene Ontology annotation, cellular component: membrane; cytoplasm. The transcript is spliced from 12 exons. Gene Ontology annotation, molecular function: 1-phosphatidylinositol 4-kinase activity. Gene Ontology annotation, biological process: phosphatidylinositol phosphate biosynthetic process; phosphatidylinositol-mediated signaling. The record is from RefSeq and is a predicted model, not a curated record. The coding region runs from base 128 to 2656 and encodes 842 amino acids. NCBI's taxonomy places the organism in Eukaryota, Metazoa, Chordata, Actinopteri, Labriformes, Labridae.
GCGCCCCCUGCUGUCUGUUAGAUGUUGACAUGCAGAUCAGAGAGAAUCAAUGGAGGAGACAAAGUGGAAAUAAAUCUUCAUUUCGGACUCAUUAAACCGUCACCAGGGGCGGAGCUUCCCAGAGGCUAUGAUGGAGGACACGGAGCCGGAGCUUUCCCCCGCCACCUCUGAUCAGAACAGCCCUUGCCCCUCCCCUUCUCUCUCCAUCUCAUCCUCCCCGUCGCUGUCCCUCCCCUCCACGCCCUCAUCUUCCUGUGGCCCACCUCAGGCGGUGACCCCCCCUCUGGGUGUGAUCAGCGAGGGCGUUGGUGAGCUGAGCUUGGUGAUCGACGCCGAGGUGGCUCAUCGGGCUUGUCAGGAGGUGUUACAGCAGGUGAAGCUCAAACAGGUGGACACCGACGGCAGCGGCCUAGAGAACGGGGAGGUGCCGGCUCCUGAGCCCGCCCCUGCUCCUGCCACAGCUCCGCCCAUCAUCGUGAAGCCAUUGAAGAUCCGAGAGGAAGAUGAUGACCCCGAUGGACCUGCCCCUGGUACUGUGAAGAGCGCCCGGCGGCGACAGAGACAUAAUCCCUCCAAACAGUCGUGGCUGCUGCGUCUCUUUGAGUCAAAGCUGUUUGACGUUUCCAUGGCGAUCUCUUACCUUUACAACUCCAAGGAGCCUGGCGUGCAGGCCUACAUUGGGAACCGCCUCUUCAGCUUCCCCCACGAAGACGUUGACUUCUUCCUUCCACAGCUGCUUAACAUGUACAUCCACAUGGACGAGGACGUGGGCGACGCCAUCAAACCAUAUGUGGUCCACCGCUGCAGACAGAGCAUCUCUUUCAGCCUGACAUGUGCGUGGUUGUUGGGGGCGUACUCUUCCGACAUGCACAUCUCCACACAGCGCCACUCCAGAGGAACCAAACUCAGGAAACUCAUCCUGUCAGAUGAACUCAAACCUGCAGGGCCCCGAGCUCGCAGAGACCCCCUAACUCUGACUCCGUUCUGUCCCGUCUCAUCUCACAACACUGGCCCUGGGCCCCUGGGAGGAGAGCACAGCCUAUCGCCUUCCAAACGCACACAUCAGCGCUCCAAAUCAGACGCCACGGUCAGCAUCAGCCUGAGCAGCAACCUGAAGAGAACAGCCAGCAACCCCAAAGUGGAGAGCAGCCAGGAUGAGCCGGUGCGUCUGGCUCCUCAGAGGGAGUUCAUAAAGUCUCUGAUGGGGAUCGGGAAGCGUUUGGCGACACUUCCCACCAAAGAACAGAAAACUCAACGUCUGAUCUCAGAGCUCUCACUGCUCAACCACAAACUGCCCGCCCGGGUGUGGCUGCCCACCGCCGCCUUCGACCACCAUGUUGUCAGAGUGCCACACACCCAGGCGGUGGUUUUAAACUCCAAAGACAAGGCUCCCUACCUGAUCUACGUGGAGGUUCUGGAGUGUGAGAACUUUGAGACGUCCAGCGUUCCCAUCCGGAUUCCAGAGAACCGGAUCAGGAGCACGCGCUCGGUGGAGAACCUUCCGGACUGCGGCAUGACGGCAGACCAGAGGGCCGGGAGCUUCUCCACCGUCCCCAACUACGACAAUGAUGACGAGGCGUGGUCCGUGGACGACAUCGGGGAGCUGCAGGUGGAGCUCCCUGAGGUUCACACCAACAGCUGUGACAACAUAAGCCAGUUCUCUGUGGACAGCAUCACCAGCCUGGAGAGCAAGGAGCCGGUUUUCAUCGCUGCAGGAGACAUCCGGCGGCGUCUGUCAGAGCAGCUGGCUCAGGCCCCCACCACCUUUAAACGGGACCCCGAGGACCCAUCAGCUGUGGCCCUGAAGGAGCCGUGGGAGGAGAAGGUCCGGCGGAUCAGAGAGGGCUCGCCGUAUGGUCACCUUCCCACCUGGAGGCUUCUGUCCGUCAUCGUCAAGUGUGGAGACGACCUGAGGCAAGAGCUCCUGGCCUUCCAGGUGCUGCAGCAGCUCAAGUCGAUUUGGGAGCAGGAGCGCGUGCCGCUAUGGAUCGAGCCCUAUAAGAUCCUGGUGUUGUCAUCGGACAGUGGGAUGAUCGAGCCGGUAGUGAAUGCUGUCUCGCUCCACCAGGUGAAGAAGCAGAGUCAGCUAUCUCUGCUCGACUACCUGCUGCAGGAGCACGGCGCCACAACCACGGAGGCCUUCCUCACCGCUCAGAGGAACUUUGUGCAGAGCUGCGCCGGAUACAGCCUCAUCUGUUACCUGCUGCAGGUCAAAGACAGGCACAACGGGAACAUCCUUUUGGACGCUGAAGGUCACAUCAUCCACAUCGACUUUGGCUUCAUCCUGUCCAGCUCGCCAAAGAACCUAGGCUUUGAAACGUCGGCCUUCAAGCUCACCUCAGAGUUCGUGGAUGUGAUGGGCGGUCCAGAUGGUGACAUGUUUAAUUACUACAAGAUGUUGAUGCUUCAGGGUCUGAUCGCAGCGAGGAAACACAUGGACCGAGUGCUGCAGAUCGUCGAGAUCAUGCAGCAGGGCUCCCAGCUGCCAUGCUUCCACGGGUCGAGCACGCUGCGGACGCUAAAGGAGCGUUUCCACAUGUCUCUGACCGAGGAGCAGCUGCAGCUGCUGGUCGACCAGCUGGUGGAUGGAUCCAUGAGGUCACUUACCACCAAACUCUACGAUGGCUUCCAGUACCUCACUAAUGGCAUCAUGUGACCCCAGGCCACACCCCCUGACAUGUGUGUGCGUUAGUAAGAGAGAGAGCAGCCUGAACAAACAGAGACUGAAACAGACUGAAAACCUCCAGAACCUCCACAUCUGUCCUCGUCUUAUCCCUCCUCUCUGUUAUUUAACUGUGGUCCCCUUCUUUUAAUCUGUUUCCUGUUCUUCUUCUCUUUGUUGUUUUCUUUGUGACAUCACCUCUACGUCUUCCUUAUUUGUUGUUUAUUUUAUUGUUCUAACAUCAUCAUCGCCUCUUAUCCAUUUCUUUCUCUCUGAAUCCGUUUAAUCUGUCGUUUUGUCGUCUCCUCCUUUAUGAAAUCUUUGUCAUUUCUCUUUCUUCGUCUCUUUCCGUAUUUGGGCGUAUGUUCCUGAUUGGCUGCUCAGCCGGACUCUUAGCCAAUCAGAGAGCGGCCCAGUUUUAGUUUGAACUGUGAACAUGCAUCAGGUGUUUGGUUUUUCCAGGUGUGGAGCGGAUUAAAGGACCAGUGUGUGUUUUUUUUACGUUUUAACUGUGAAGAGUGAUCCAUUAAACCAAUCAGAUCCUGUCA